AAGAAGGAAGGCAUACUUAAGUUACUGCUCGCCACAAAUACUGAGGGCUGGAAGAUCAUGCUAAAUGAUCAGUUAGUAAUUGAACUGGCCAACAACCCAAGAGUGAAGGUGUAUAGACUUGUACCAAGGAGCACUCAAGAACAGAGAGACCAGGCUAAGAAGUCAAAUAUUGAACUGGUUAAUGCAAAAAAGAGGAUUGGUUAUUCUGAAGAGGAGCUUAUUGCAUACCCUCCUGACGAUCUCGAUAUUGAUAUUCUCAUCAUGCACUCUUAUGGGCAUAACCUUGGAAAACAAGCCCAAGAUAUAAAGGAAAAAAAGAAUUGCAAGUGGGUUCAUGUUGUUCAUACCAUCAGUGCAGAACUGGCGAAUUACAUGCAGAAAGUAUCCAGCACAGAUGCAGCCAAUCCAGAUUGGUUGUCAGAUCAUGAAUUGCAGUUAGCUCUUUGUGAAGAAGCUGACAUAAUCAUUGCCAUUGGUCCUAAAGUAGCUGAUGCUUACAAAGGCGCUCUUCGUCACUGUGGAAAGCACAAAGAUGUGAUUACUAUGACACCUGGAAUCAUCCAUGAUCUAGCUAGUGUUCACACAGUUUGUGAGGGUGGAGAAAAGUUCCAUGUCAUGAUCAGUGCAACAUAUCCAUCAAAGUAUUUCAGAGUUAAAGGCUGUGACAUUGCAGCCACAGCAAUCACAUUAUUGAAAGACUUAUCAUACAAUCUUAUAUUUGUUGUUUUACCCAAUGACAAUGCUGAAGUUCUGAGAAGUCAACUUAAGGGGUUAAUCAGUUUAAGUCAAUUCACUGUCAAACAUGUCCCAAGGAGCACUGAAAAUUGGAGAAAGGAGCUUUGCCAAGUUGAUCUUGUCAUCUUGCCUUCAGCAGAGGGUUUUGGAACAAGUUGUGUCCGUGCCAUUUCUGCAGGUGUCCCUGUCCUCAGCAGUGGAAACAGUGGAUUUGGUAUGGCACUUAAAAAGUUGCCAUCAGGAAAAAUGCAUGUAUUGGAUUCGGAAGACCNAUAUUAAAUGAACUUUCCCAUAGGGAAAACUUUUUUCUUUGCUAACUUUUGUAUAAAGGUUGACUACAAUAAUAUUUUUUUAUUGUUUGGAUCCACCCCAGUCAUCUCUGUCUCUACAUAUUUGCAGAGUCUGUUUAAAACCUGUAUUGUUUUUCAUACAUAAUUAUGUUGUAGUUAAAAAUUUGCAUCAGGUAACAUUACAUUUUAACUGAUCGAAAAUUUUGUUAUGCCUUUUUUCCAUUAAUUUUUUUUCUCCUUUUCUCAUCCUUCACACACAAAAAGAGGGAUUCAGACUGCAUCGCACUUUCUUCUGAUACACCAUCCUUCUUGUUGUCCACUAGACAACACAUGACUGCAAAUUCCCUGAUUUGGCUUUAAAUUUUAGAAUAAUUAUUAUUAUUCCUGUGUCAUUCCCACACUUACUGUAACUCUAAUGUCUACAAACAUGAUUUGAAAAUUGCUGACCAGUAGUAAUUUUCUCUUGACAAAAUUCCAAGUCAUGACACAAGAAAACUUUAUAGGAAUUAAAAAAGUGAUCACUGAAGGAAAAAUCCUGGAUCUAUUGUCAAUUAUUGAUACUAUUAAUAAUUCUUAAGGAAAUGUAUAGAGAUUAGUCUGAGGAAUUUGUAUGUGGAUGUUGGGGAAGAAAUUUUGCACUUUAUAUGGGUCAAUUAAUGCAGGUUUCACUAUUUGCUAGUAAGUAAAUGAUCUAGGGAAACAGAAAUUGGAGGCAAGAAGGGAAUUAACACAAACUUAACACUCCCCUUUUAUGUAGCAGGUGUUUUAAUAAAUACCUCCACCCACCUUUUAUAUGUUUGAUUAUUGAUGAAUAGUAUAAAAAUGAUCAGUUCAUUCCUUUUUUUUAACAAAGAGAGCCAAAAAGUGGGAGUUGAGCAUACAGAGAAGAUUACACAAGCAGUGAAGUACACUGAGAGUGGAAUGCAACAAUUAGAAAUCAAGAAUUUGGGGGAGCAAGAACAUGACCCUGUAGAUGAGGGAGAUAAGAAUCCAGACAGCAGAAUGGGGCAAGAGAAUGAGGAAUGUGUUGAAUCUGAGGGGGACAAACUGCACAUGCCACAUCACGAGGAGGGCAUUGGCGUUACAAAGACAAGUGUAGAAGAGACUGGUGUUACAGAUCAGAAAUCUGAUUCUUUGGGCCAAACGAACUUUGCACAUGAUGCAGUCGAUGGAGGUGUUAGUCUGCAAACGAAGAGGUCGAGAUUGUCAACCAAUGUCAAAAACAUUCCUUAUGCUCUUCUUGGUAGGAUCUGCUUGAAACUGAAUACAAUAAGUGACCUUCACUUCAACGAUUUUCGAAUGCUUGGGGAGCUAAUGGAAAUUGAAAGAGACUUUAUUGAAUUUUGUGCACAGCCGCGAAACUCAAAUCCGACCCAUAAAAUUCUUACGCGUUGGUGGCAAAAAACUCGAGAACCAACUGUGGAGAAACUUAUUGAAAUGUUAAAGAACGAAGACAUGCAGAGGAUGGACGUCGUAGAGAUUCUGGAGGACUGGGUUGAAAAGGGAGAUUCAAAAUACCUGUAACCAAAAUUGAGUGAUGAAGCAUUGGAAAACAUAAUGCUACAUGACUGUACUAUAAGUGUAAGUACUGUCUGGUCAUUUUUUACUCAGUGUGGAACUCCCCAUGUCAUGGAAGAUUUUACAUGUAAAGGAAACAAGAACUUGAUGGUUUUCAAGGUAUAAAAUUGAGAAUAUCCACGACUAAUUUCUAAAAUGUGAAAGAAUGAUUUUUGGUAUGUUAUCAAAUGCCCGAUAAUAUUUAUAACUAAAUGUUUUGAGUACGAUAAUGUCAGUUAUAGUGAACAGUGGAGGUAUGGUAAUAAUUUUUAAAAAUGUUAAUAGGUUACCAUGAUGCUAAAUGCGAAUUUCAAAUCAGUAAUCUUAGGCCCCGUCCACAUGUAUCCAGAUAUUUUUGAAUCCGCAACUUUUUCUUUCCGGAUUCAAAAAUUUCUCCGUCCACACGCAUACGAUGGUAUCCGGAUUCACUCUAGUGCCCAGGGCUAGUUGGUGAGAAUUCUUCUAACUUUCUUUGCUUCAGCUUCAUAAAGGCACACUCGAUCACCAUUCGUCGGGGACGGGGUUGUGUUCCCACCCGGGUGUUCCCAGUCGUUUCAACUGUCUUUGGCGUCCGAUUCGUCAAUCAGACACCGAUAGAAGCUUGACAAUGUCGACCCGCUGUUUCACAUAGUUUACGUGUACAGUUAACAUGGCUAAAUUUACCUGCAUACAAGACUUGAAAUGAGUCCAGGAAGAAGAGAAAUUAGGGCUACACGUUGUGCCGCCAUAUUGGUUUAUUUUUCGGUAAGAGACUGGACACGAUUUUGCUACGUCAUCGGUCGAUAGCCUGAGGUCAGGCCUUAGAUCAGGCCCAAUUUGAGCGGUUCUCAUACAUUCUCUCUAACGUUUCGCCUUGCCCGCCGGAAUGUAAUUUUCAAAGCGAAACGAAAAUAGAGCCUGAUCUCAGGUUAAUCGGUCGAAGGAUUUGCUAGCCUGAUCGAGCAUCAGGCGUUUCUGAGGAAAAGGGGAAAGAUGGAAGCGAAAAAGGGAGAGAGCCCCUCCUCCAUCUAAAAUCUCCUCUCCCCUAGCCCCUUAGGAAGGCCUGAUACUCAGGCUAAUUCGUUGCGGAUUUUUUUUUUCCACUCUGGGCCGGGUUGUUCAAAGCUGGGUUAAGAUAACCCAGGGUUAGUGCAAAAUUUGAAUUCAGAUGUGAAAGCUUCUAAAGUAAAUUUAGUUUAGUUCUUUUUGUCAACAAGUUGAUGAUCGCAUGCUCUUAAAAAGAAACGGGAUAAUUAUCUAAGAAAAGGCUUUUGAACAAAAGAAGAGGAAGCCAGGUUAAACUUAACCCUGGGUUAAGCGCUAAUCGGCCUUCGAACAACUGGGCCCUGGAGAGCGGAUUCGAAAAUAUCCGAAUUCGCUGCCGAAUUCGCCGGAUGCGUGUGGACGGAAGCCGUACCCGGAAAGAAAAAGUUGCGGAUUGAAAAAUAUCCGGAUACGUGUGGACGGGGCGUUACAUAUUUGCUCAGAGUUUUGGAAAACAGAGAGCCAGUGUACAUGAAACAUACAAAUGUAUGUUAAUUCAAAAGCAUUCUAGCUUGCGAACAAACCUCUCCAAGUGUGGCGAGCAAAGCUACCCGCGAGAGAACGCGUCCCACUCCUCGCAAUCGCGUCUCCUAUCGCGUGCGGCUCUCGCGUGACCUCUCGCGACUUCCCCAAACGGAGAGCUUGCUCGCAGGCUUAAAGCGUUCGUGAAUCAAAACUUCAAGAUUUUGUUUCAGGACUCUAAACCAGUUUUUUUUAUAAAUAAUGGACAAACGCUUCACAAGAGCGCAGGGUUUACCGCUUGAUGAUGGUUUUUAACCCUUUCGGCUGCCAAAGGUAUUAGCAAUCCAGGCUUAAAUUGCACCAUCGUAUCCUUACAUUGCUCAUUUAUUACUUGGAUUUUUAUUUCAGUUGUAUAUUGGUACGUGUGCGAGCGCUCAAUUUAAUUUUGGGCGCGUGCAUUGUUUGUUUAUUUAUUUAAGUUGCGUGUACAUUUAGUUCGUUUAAUAACGUCUUAGUUUUGCUUUGCGUUAUUUUCCUCACUUACAUGUGUUGUGCGCGACUGUGCUCACACGGUGGGUGGCUCCUCCUAAAAUGUUCUGCAAUUGAUAUAGGAUUUAAUGGAGCCGAAACCAACUGUGGAAUUGCACGCAUUUUAGGCAUCUUACUGAUGAACAGUUGGAACACAUAGAUAUAUUUUUUAGCAACUACUAUAAUUUGCAGUCUGUCUACUUUGAAUUGAAAAGGUAUGGCAGUGUUAUUUUAGUUGUGUAUGGUAACAUAUAUAGGUUUGUUCUCUAAUCACUCUGCAGUGAAACGAGAACAAAUCAUUUUCACUCUAGAAACCAUGAAACGCAGACAAGAAUCAGGAAUAGGCAUCUCGUUUAUUGAUAGCUAGAACACGGGCAAAAUACAUGAAUAAACAUACUACAAACUACAGCUAACGAAGACGUAAGCUAACAAUAAUGUCAAUAAUGUACAAUCUGGUAAUAACCUUUCUGAAAGAUUAAAUAUAAUAACAAAAAAGAUAACAAAUACAUGAAAAUUUACAGAACGGUAGCGAGAGAUGCCGUCAAGUGACCUUGAAUCUGCAAAGAACACCUUAUAUACCUGAUAACAAAUAAUCACGCACACUGUCAAAAAUAACUCACGCGACAAAUACCAACACAUCCGUAUGCUAAGCACUGAAGCAACGUGCAUUCCUUAACGCGAGAAAAUACAUUUCCUUACAGUAUGGCAACCCUAGAUGGAUUAAGGCCCUCUUGGUGAGCAAUCUUUGCCCUCUUUGAGGUAAAUUGUCAAUGAUUGCGUCGAAAUAUGAUAGGCUGAUGACUAAGGCAACAAUUGCCCUUGUAUGUCAAAAGCAAUUAUAUUUACUUUUACAGUAAAAAGCCUCCUGUAAUUAUAGAGUAUUUUGUGAUAUGGGCUGUAUUAUAUUUAACUUUUAAAAUUUUUUAACCUGAAGUAUUGUAAAACAAUGCUAUAUCCUAGAGUAAGGCCAAGGCCAAACGUCGAACUUUUCGUGCGACGAACCAUUCGAAGUGAGUUAAGUUUUCUCAGACUACGUUCCUCUGACUGAGUUUUCAAUCGACAAACACGUUCAGAUCCGUCCACUUCAGAAGGCCAUAGAUGGUGUAAAAAAAUGCUGAGGAUUAUUCAGUUGAAAAGAUGUUAAGCUGUUCGUCGGGACAACGAAAACUGUCCGUGCGACUGUAAACUCUUUUGCGCCUGGUAAUUUUUUGUUCUUUUCAACGUUCGACUUUGAUCCAGCAGUUGAACUUACAGUAAAUACAGGCAAAAUUGCAAUUUGGUACGCCUCAUGGCGUUUGGCCUUUUUCUAAGGUCGUGCUAUUAUCUGGAUGUAUUUCGUCCUAAAUUAUAGUUAAAUUUUUUAUCAAAAAUAAUAUCAAUUUAAUGACUGCCUGCUUCGUCGAUGUUAAAGAUUUUAACGGCAGGUUAUGGUGCACCUCUAUUUUUCGGAGAGUAGGGUGUUUGUGUUAUAGAGCGAUUUUCGUAUGACCUUGAAAAAUGGUUUCCGUAAGUGUUCGUUAUUUGUUUUAUCAGCCAAUGGAUGAAAAGAUCAAAACAUGGCCCCUUAGUUUUCCCGCCAAAGAAAACCCUAAUAUGGAGUAGGCAUUGUUCGAUUGGCCAAUCGUGUUACAGUAUGACGUCAAAGCGAAGUAUGGGUUGGUUUCUAGAAAGUUCUCGGGCAUGAAGUUUUUUCACCCGAGUGUUCGCUUAACCAACCAAAAGCCACCCGCGUUUGUAUGUGUUCGAUAAACCAAUCAAAUCGCUCUAUUUCUGUUCGUUUGUUGUUUCUGUAUUGUUCGCGCGUUUUUAUUUCAAGGUCAUACGAAAAUCGCUCUAUCAAAUCAGACAGUAAAUCUUACGAUGCCGGAUGAGGCGUACAGUGGAACCCGGGUAAUGCGACAACCGUUGGCCCAUAAAAUCCUGGUCGUAAUAACGAGGUAGAAGCAUUAAGGGGACUUCAAACUAAUAAAAUGACUCAUAGACUUUUACGUUCUGGUCGAAGGAAUAUGGGUCGUAAUGAAUAGGUGGUCGUAUAAACGGGGCGGUCUUAAGGCGGGGCCCUAAUUUCCUUUCUAUGUUAAGAUAUCCCUGAGAUGUCCAAGAGGAAUAUGCCAAACAAGCCAAGAGACUGGUUGCUGGGUAAUUAUUGCAUAUACUGAUUCAUUCAAGAUUCAUGUCUUUUUUUCUCCGGAACCUGUUUUAAGGGCGUUUUUUAUCCUUUAUUACAUCCGUAAUCCUUGGAAUCUGAUUGGCUCUAAGCAGUUUGACUAUUCGCGAAUCACAGAAUUUUUGCAAAACUGGGCACCGCGCGCAGUCCAUUGAACUCACUGCUAAACUUGAACGCAUUCAAAGACGCCCCAUUAGGUUUAUUUUAAACCUGCCUUAUUCUUCAACUAUAAAUAUUCUCGUCUACAAACUUUAAAUCUUUUACCUAUUUGCUAUUGGCACGAACUAUUGGACCUUAUCUUCUUUUUCAAAGUAACACAUUGUUUGGUCAACGUAGACCCCUCUGUCCUACCUGAUGUUCAAAAGUGCAGAUGGACUAGCUAGAUCCACUACUGCCAAUAAAGCCUGUUCCAGGCUCUCAGAUAGUCUCUUUUCUUCAGAUUUUGUCAUUCUUAACAUUUCACACCGGCUCCUUUUAUUUUAACAGGGCCUGCUGUAAUUGGCCUCAGCUGUUGCAGUGUCCCUGCCAACCCUCUUCUUAAUUUACAGUUUAAUAACAACGUUGUAUGUUUUUUUUUUGUUUCUUCGGCGAAGCUAAUAAAAUAAAAUAAAUAUUUCUGCUAUAGAAAAUAAGGUGUACAAGUGUUUCCGAGUCCACUUUUUAACAAACCGGCAACAAUCAAUUUAAAAAUAUCUUGUAAAUUGUGCGAUUUUUUAAAAAUGUAUGUGGCUGGCUACAAUACACGUAGAGAACUGAGAUGGCCCCUCCCUCCUAGUCUGAAUAUCGCAUAAAUCAUCAAGGAGUGAAACAAACCAUUUUAACGUUUUUCAGAUGGUCAUGAAAAAAUUCAAUCAGAACAAUUUUUUUGGAUACAAUUUCUCCUCACUCUGUAAAUAAAAAGGAAGGACUUCCAGAUUAGACUGCCGAGAAAAAAUUUUCAUCGAAAAAUACGGGUGGUACUUUUUGCUGGAUUUAAUAAUUUUACUCCGACCACACAGAAGGAAAAAGGUCCGGGGGGGAGGGAGUUACUCCCAUACAUUACCUAUACGGGUAUGUGCCGCCCAACGGGGUCGUGAUUUUGAAGCUUCUGAUUUAGAACGGGGUAUCCAUUUCCGGCAGAGGCGUUUUCUAGAACAGGGUAUAAAAAAUUGUGGAUCACGGCUUUACCUUCUGCUUAAAAUUGUUGCUGAUUAUGAAGAAGCAUUUAUUUGAUGUAUAAGUCGAACAAAUAAAGAAAUAUCUUUUUAAAAAACAGGGCUAUUUCAAUGUACAAACUUUCUAGAACGGAGUAUAAAAAAUUGGCCCAUUUCUAGAACGGGGUAUCAAGUUUAGGGGAAAUUUUUUUAGAACGGGGUGCCAAUUUGGAGUCCCGGCAGGAGCCCAUUUGAUGGGCUCCUGGUCCCGGGCAGCACACACCCACCCAAAAAAUACCCAAGUGCCCCCCCCCCCCCCCCUCCCUGGGCAAAAAGGAAAACACACACACAGACGAGACCAGUCGCAAAAAUCGUUUCCCGCAAAAUAUUUCAAAAAUAUCGCCCAAAAGUUACCUAGGGCGCGAUCCAUUCAACCAAAAUUCCAACCGGUCCGACCGGGAAAAUUGGUCCACCUCAAAAGGUGGACCCGUUUUUUCGAAACUUUUCCGGUUUGACCGAACCGAUCCAUUGAGUUUUGGACCGAAAUUUCCGGAAAUUUUGGUUGAAUGGAUCGCGCCCCUAGACAACUCAGACGAUCAACCAGACCUAGCGCCCAGUCCCUAUAGGCCCAGCUUCCAAGAGUCGCCAUGUUUGGAUUCGACAAUGUCGCCCUUUCGGAAAUUUCUCUUCUGGUCAUUCUAGCUAGCUGAUAUUCUUGGGGGUUUGACUUGACAUGGAAAGUUCCGUGGGUAAGUUGGUAUUGUCUGUUAUUAAAUUGUUCAAUCCAUGCGCAAGUAUACUACAAAUAUUUCUGCCAUUUUAAAAGACGCGGAUUCUAGAAUUUUACCAUGACUUCAAAUUGAAGAAGAUUUGUGCUUUUAUGGUAUCACCGAUCUCAGCGAUCAGACCGCCUGAAAGGUGGAGCUGGUACGGUCACUAUUGUCAUUUCUCAUGCAUUUAAUUCCUUUAAUAUUUGCACGUAAGCAAAAGUCGACAUGUCGACUGGACCAAUAUAUAACUUAAGUCAAUGAAUCAAUGAAGUUGUUUAGUAGCUUAUUUUCAUAUUAAGUAAAAAAAAAAGAAAGCCAACAUUACAUUGAGAGAACGUGGCCAGUCUUUUAACGACUUGUUGCAGUGACCGAAGCCUAAACAGGGCUAUAAUAAUAAUAAUAUAGUAAGCAUUCUUCAGCUACUGUUUAUGUAUCAGUCAAUUCAAAACCGCUCAUGCCCCCCCGGAAAAACCCCCGGGCAUUUGACUUUUUGGAAAAAUUUCGGCGAAAUUUCUCCGUAUGUCAGCAGUUUAAUUAGUCAAAUACCCCACUAGCCUGAGUUGCAGAUGUAAUUUUAAUUUUUUUGUCUGUGAAACAGCACCAAUAUCCUUGUUCUGGGUAGGUUUGAUUUCCGCCGCUCUCUUGGCCCUCCCAGAGAAGAGACGGCUGGACGCGUGAGUGGCCUAUCAUGUCUGUGACGUAAAUUCAAAAUUUCAUUUAAUUUAUGCAUCAUUACCAAACACCGGAAAUGGGAAAUGUUGUUAAAUACCAAAGACUUGCUGUGCUUUGCCUCUUGGUUGCUUUGGUAUUCACCAUAAAAAUCAGCAGAAACAUGUACUGAUUUCAGAUGUUUACAUUGAUCUUUCUUUAGUGAAGUUUGGAGUGAAAUUACCCCAGAGAAAUGGACUUGACAGUCAUCUCCUUCACAUAAGCUUUCAACAACCAUCGCUACAGACUGGAAAAUAAUUAAUGAUCCACAAUCUGUUGGUUGAAUUUCAAAAACAUACUUACCAUUUGCCAACUUCUCUAAGAUAACGCUUUUCUUUGUAAAUAUUUCAGUUUUUACGGGGGGUGACAGCUCUAACAAGGGCUGUUUCGGGAGAAAAACAAAUUUAUUCCGGGAAUCGGGAAACCUGGGAAAUUUUUCGGGAAAUAUGAGAUACUUUCGGGACAUUGGGCAAAGAUUUGAUAUUACAUGUUAUCGAACAAUUUUAUACAGUGAUAUGCACCCAGUGUAUGCGCUGUAUUCUAUGUAUUUUGACACUUGAAAACGGCUGAACUCCCCAUGAUAUGAAAAGAACAAUCAGCAACGUUUCCAACUAAAAUAGCAUGAAGUUCGAGUGCGAUUGACCACGUGCAAUCCCCAGCAGAUCGACACAAGAACCGUACCGGUGCAAGGUACAUACUAUCAGUUCACACCAGAUCCCAUCAUUCAUUAGUUCAGGGGUAUUUUUACGCUGCACGUAAAUGAGUUUUAAGAGCACAUUCCACUGAUUGCAUGCUGGAAAACUUGAAAGAAGUACGUUAGAAGUAUGUAAGAAAAAAACGAAACUCAUUUAACCUCGUUAGACACAAAUGAGGCCAUAAAAAGUAGUAUGUCUGUGAAUAGCCUGCGUAGCAAGCGUUUCGUCGCGAGGUUCGUCUAGAAUGCUGGGACAAGAGCAAAAAAAAAAAAUGACUGUGAAGACUCUUUAAUCAUCCUGAUUUCGUCGGGGUCCUUCCGAUUUUGCUCGAAAAUCCCGAAUCUCGAUCUAUAUGCGUUCGGGAUAGGAAACUUUCAGAUUUCGACGGUUGUUCUGAAAUUUUUAAAUGAAUUCUUAUGAUACUCAUACAAUGACACCACACAGAGUGUACUUAGCUGAAAGUGAUAUCCAAAGCAAUUUCAAAACCGCACAACUUGUAUAAAAUAAAAUUGACUACUUCUACGCGAAGUCACGCCAAUAAAAAUAAGCAUAAAAAGGACAAUUGAUUUAGAGAACAUUUUGGACAGAAUUUGUCCUCUCAGGACACUAGAAAUGGCGAUUCAGAGCACCAAGAUUUCAAAAUUUUCUGGGAGAGCAUGUCCCCAGACCCCCCUAGUGGUUGGCCCCUUCACUGCUCGCCUGAUUCAUUGGUGAUUAAAAAACAAAAAAGCACGAUUUUAUAUACUUAAAAAGUUUGCAGUCUUUCUGUGUUAACAUGAUACCCUCUAAACGAAAAUAUAACUAAGGUUAGAUAAUUAACAAGUUACAUAAUUAAUAAGAAGCUGCAAAAAAUCUCUAAUCAAAAAAUCUCUAAUCAAAAUUUUAAUUUUAAUUGUUAAAACAAUUUUGGGAAGUUAAACAUUUAUGGGGAAUGCCACCGAUAAAUUCGGGAGGGUCGACGAAAUUUCCGGGAGGACAUAAAGUUAUUCAUAGGACUGCCCAAACAGCCUUUGUUAGAGUUUUCACCCCCCGUAGUUUUUAAAGUUUUAAAACGAUUGCACGCCACAUCAAACAACACCUUUGCAUCCACCGUUUGAAAUCUGCUCCAGGAACAUAAAGUUAUGCUGCCUGCUGGAUUUGAGCAGGCAACGAUCUGAUUGGUGGUAAUUGACAAUAGCAAACUCAUACAUUUGUACAUCCAGCUGUCUAUUCAGGGGAGGAGUGAGACUCAUUUCCCAAACAGCUGCUGGGAAUCGAGCCAAUGGUCUGGGUCCCCAGUGGACUCAACAAAUUACCAAAAGUGCAUUUUAAAUUUUGUUUUAUCUUCAUUGGCAAAUUGACAAUGGCUUUUUUAAUAGGCCAAUCAUAGCACUUACUCAAAUCCUGGUACUCUGCUGGGGGCCCUGAACAAGGAUUUCGGUGCUGUUUCAGGGAGGGACUUAACAAGAGUUUAGUUAUGUCUGUGACACAGGCUGAUGCCCCAACAGUUAGUGUUUCAAAAAGCGUCAAAUCACCCAUGCACCAGUGACUAUUCAAAAAUUUUCCUGUGCGAAAAACCAUUUGUUCAAGUGGAAUACCCAACUAAGUGCAACUGAAAUAUCUAAAGUCUUGGAAAGCUGUCAACUGGUACAUUUGUAUCUCAAAUUCUCCAAUUUUUAAACUGCAAACCUCCCAUUGGCCUGCAUAGCAAGUAUGUGUUUACUCAAUGUGUAAGCAAAGCCCAUUUAAGUGGCUGGGUCAACAGCACUACAACACUGUUAUGUACUAUGUUGUUGUUGGCAAGCCUGACUCAUGCUUUCCACAAAUGCUUUUCUCAAAGUUUUGCUUCUAAGAGUAAAUAAAUUACUUAGUGACCAACCUUGUUCAUAUGAUAUUCUGUAAGUGAAGGUUCUUUAUAGAUUUCUUGUGGUAAAAGUUGUUUCUCUAUCAGUUGCCAGUGUUUGCAGUUUCAUGGGAAUGUUUUAUGAGGCCAUGUUAGGGUAAAAUUCUGACAAAUGAUAUAGGCUUGAAACGGUGACAUAGGACAGCAGAAAUGGCAACAAACGGCACAGAAUCAUUGAGAGAACGUGGCCAGUCUUUUAACGACUUGUUGCAGUGACCGAAGCCUAAACAGGGCUAUAAUAAUAAUAAUAUAGUAAGCAUUCUUCAGCUACUGUUUAUGUAUCAGUCAAUUCAAAACCGCUCAUGCCCCCCCGGAAAAACCCCCGGGCAUUUGACUUUUUGGAAAAAUUUCGGCGAAAUUUCUCCGUAUGUCAGCAGUUUAAUUAGUCAAAUACCCCACUAGCCUGAGUUGCAGAUGUAAUUUUAAUUUUUUUGUCUGUGAAACAGCACCAAUAUCCUUGUUCUGGGUAGGUUUGAUUUCCGCCGCUCUCUUGGCCCUCCCAGAGAAGAGACGGCUGGACGCGUGAGUGGCCUAUCAUGUCUGUGACGUAAAUUCAAAAUUUCAUUUAAUUUAUGCAUCAUUACCAAACACCGGAAAUGGGAAAUGUUGUUAAAUACCAAAGACUUGCUGUGCUUUGCCUCUUGGUUGCUUUGGUAUUCACCAUAAAAAUCAGCAGAAACAUGUACUGAUUUCAGAUGUUUACAUUGAUCUUUCUUUAGUGAAGUUUGGAGUGAAAUUACCCCAGAGAAAUGGACUUGACAGUCAUCUCCUUCACAUAAGCUUUCAACAACCAUCGCUACAGACUGGAAAAUAAUUAAUGAUCCACAAUCUGUUGGUUGAAUUUCAAAAACAUACUUACCAUUUGCCAACUUCUCUAAGAUAACGCUUUUCUUUGUAAAUAUUUCAGUUUUUACGGGGGGUGACAGCUCUAACAAGGGCUGUUUCGGGAGAAAAACAAAUUUAUUCCAGGAAUCUGGAGAUUUUGCCGGGAAUCGGGAAACCUGGGAAAUUUUUCGGGAAAUAUGAGAUACUUUCGGGACAUUGGGCAAAGAUUUGAUAUUACAUGUUAUCAAACAAUUUUAUACAGUGAUAUGCACCCAGUGUAUGCGCUGUAUUCUAUGUAUUUUGACACUUGAAAACGGCUGAACUCCCCAUGAUAUGAAAAGAACAAUCAGCAACGUUUCCAACUAAAAUAGCAUGAAGUUCGAGUGCAAUUAUUGACCACGUGCAAUCCCCAGCAGAUCGACACAAGAACCGUACCGGUGCAAGGUACAUACUAUCAGUUCACACCAGAUCCCAUCAUUCAUUAGUUCAGGGGUAUUUUUACGCUGCACGUUAACAAGUUUUAAGAGCACAUUCCACUGAUUGCAUACUGGAAAACUUGAAAGAAGUACGUUAGAAGUAUGUAAGAAAAAAACGAAACUCAUUUAACCUCGUUAGAAACAAAUGAGGCCAUAAAAAGUAGUGUGUCUGUGAAUAGCCUGCGUAGCAAGCGUUUCGUCGCGAGGUUCGUCUAGAAUGCUGGGACAAGAGCCAAAAAAAAAAAUGACUGUGAAGACUCUUUAAUCAUCCUGAUUUCGUCGGGGUCCUUCCGAUUUUGCUCGAAAAUCCCGAAUCUCGAUCUAUAUGCGUUCGGGAUAGGAAACUUUCAGAUUUCGACGGUUGUUCUGAAAUUUUUAAAUGAAUUCUUAUGAUACUCAUACAAUGACACCACACAGAGUGUACUUAGCUGAAAGUGAUAUCCAAAGCAAUUUCAAAACCGCACAACUUGUAUAAAAUAAAAUUGACUACUUCUACGCGAAGUCACGCCAAUAAAAAUAAGCAUAAAAAGGACAAUUGAUUUAGAGAACAUUUUGGACAGAAUUUGUCCUCUCAGGACACUAGAAAUGGCGAUUCAGAGCACCAAGAUUUCAAAAUUUUCUGGGAGAGCAUGUCCCCAGACCCCCCUAGUGGUUGGCCCCUUCACUGCUCGCCUGAUUCAUUGGUGAUUAAAAAACAAAAAAGCACGAUUUUAUAUACUUAAAAAGUUUGCAGUCUUUCUGUGUUAACAUGAUACCCUCUAAACGAAAAUAUAACUAAGGUUAGAUAAUUAACAAGUUACAUAAUUAAUAAGAAGCUGCAAAAAAUCUCUAAUCAAAAAAUCUCUAAUCAAAAUUUUAAUUUUAAUUGUUAAAACAAUUUUGGGAAGUUAAACAUUUAUGGGGAAUGCCACCGAUAAAUUCGGGAGGGUCGACGAAAUUUCCGGGAGGACAUAAAGUUAUUCAUAGGACUGCCCAAACAGCCUUUGUUAGAGUUUUCACCCCCCGUAGUUUUUAAAGUUUUAAAACGAUUGCACGCCACAUCAAACAACACCUUUGCAUCCACCGUUUGAAAUCUGCUCCAGGAACAUAAAGUUAUGCUGCCUGCUGGAUUUGAGCAGGCAACGAUCUGAUUGGUGGUAAUUGACAAUAGCAAACUCAUACAUUUGUACAUCCAGCUGUCUAUUCAGGGGAGGAGUGAGACUCAUUUCCCAAACAGCUGCUGGGAAUCGAGCCAAUGGUCUGGGUCCCCAGUGGACUCAACAAAUUACCAAAAGUGCAUUUUAAAUUUUGUUUUAUCUUCAUUGGCAAAUUGACAAUGGCUUUUUUAAUAGGCCAAUCAUAGCACUUACUCAAAUCCUGGUACUCUGCUGGAGGCCCUGAACAAGGAUUUCGGUGCUGUUUCAGAGAGGGACUUAACAAGAGUUUAGUUAUGUCUGUGACACAGGCUGAUGCCCCAACAGUUAGUGUUUCAAAAAGCGUCAAAUCACCCAUGCACCAGUGACUAUUCAAAAAUUUUCCUGUGCGAAAAAUCAUUUGUUCAAGUGGAAAUAUCCAACUAAGUGCAACUGAAAUAUCUAAAGUCUUGGAAAGCUGUCAACUGGUACAUUUGUAUCUCAAAUUCUCCAAUUUUUAGACUGCAAACCUCCCAUUGGCCUGCAUAGCAAGUAUGUGUUUACUCAAUCUGUAAGCAAAGCCCAUUUAAGUGACUGGGUCAACAGCACUACAACACUGUUAUGUACUAUGUUGUUGUUGGCAAGCCUGACUCAUGCUUUCCACAAAUGCUUUUCUCAAAGUAUUGCUUCUAAGAGUAAAUAAAUUACUUAGUGACCAACCUUGUUCAUAUGAUAUUCUGUAAGUGAAGGUUCUUUAUAGAUUUCUUGUGGUAAAAGUUGUUUCUCUAUCAGUUGCCAGUGUUUGCAGUUUCAUGGGAAUGUUUUAUGAGGCCAUGUUAGGGUAAAAUUCUGACAAAUGAUAUAGGCUUGAAACGGUGACAUAGGACAGCAGAAAUGGCAACAAACGGCACAGAAAAAAACAUAAAUACAAUAGUAAAGUACCAAUGGCGACAUGGCUUCCUCCACAAUGUGCGAAAUAACACGUUUUAAAAUUCAGACUAAGGACAUAGAUACUGUAAAAUAUGACCUAAUAAACACCUGUGGCUGCAUCUAUUUAAUUUUAGGGGUUUAAGUGGGGGUAUUUAAUGGAUAGGAGGUGUUUAUUCUCAUAACUGUUUCAAACUCAGCAAAUCUAAUAUGCUGUCUGCAAAAUUAUUAAGAGAGUUUAAAAAUAGUGGAAUAUCCACUCCAUGAAUUGAUAUGCGUACAUCUUCUAGAAAAAAUAGAGAUCCACAUUGCUCUUUCAAAUCCCAACAUUGAUGUCAGAAUCCUCGCUGCUAUUGUGUUGCAUCAUUAGUCUAUCCUUACUUUGAACUUGAAAUUGAACACAAUGAAAUACACAAUGCUUUGUUAAUCAAGUAAGAAAGUGAAUGAAUUGAAUGAUAUAGCUCCUUUUUGCUUUCCUAGUAUUUUGGAGUAAUUCUCACUGGGGGUGUCUAUUAGACAGGGGGCGCUUAUUAGAGAGGGUUGUCUAAUACAAUUUUAACUGCAUAGAGUUAUUAGAUAAGAGGUGUUUAUUUGAAGGUGGGCCUUUACUAGGUCAUUUACUAUACGCCCCUUAAGCAGGCAAGGGUAGGCAAUAUUUUUAGAAAAAAAGGGGCAAAAUUGUUUUUUCUCUGGAAGGUUUUUCUUAGCCUGCGAUUACAGCCUAUUUCUCCUGUCCGGUAUCUGGUCAGUAGCUCUGAUUGGUUGACAUAGUAGUUGUAUGACAAAGGACAAAAUGCCACAAAGGUCAAUGUAAACAGGGUCAUAAACAUGAGGAUCAACUACAAAAGAUUCAAUCUUCCUGGAAUAUAUUCUUCUUUAGAAAAAGCAGGCGAGGAGAAAUGGCUGUACUGUUUUUGUUGGAUUACCUUUGUCUUCAGAGCAUAUUACAGAGAGAGCUUGAUUCAUAAAGUUUUGUGAAAGCCUAGAGCUCUCUUUAAGUACCUUUGAAAUUCUAGCCUUUCUGUCUUUUUCGAGAAAAUAGAAACAUUCCUUAUUAACUCAAUUUUCUCAAUUUUUUCCUUUAGCUAUUACUCCUUUUAUACUACUAUCUGGGAAAUUUCUGCAAUCUGAUUGGCUCAGAGCAGUGGUAUUUCAGCUUAAUUUGAAAUACCUACACAUGAAAAUUACAAACCUUUUGCAGGUAGUAGUAUAAACAAAAUUAAUAAUAGCAUGAUUUGUAUGUGAUAUUUGGCAUAAAUACCACUAGUGAUAUUUCAAAAUUAUUGUCUCAAAUGUCAUGUGCCUAGCAGCAUGUGAAAUUACAUAUAACAAUUUUGAAAUAUCACUAGUUGUAUUUAUGCCAAAUAUCACUACAAAUCGUGCUAUUACCUAUACUUAUACUACUACAUGAGAAAUUUCUGCAAUUUGAUUGGCUUAGAGCAGUGGUAUUUCAGCUUAAUUUGAAAUACCUACAUGUGAAAAUUACAAAACCUUUGCUGGUAGUAGUAUAAACAAAUAAUAGCAUGAUUUGUACGUAAUAUUUGGCAUAAAUACCACUAGUGAUAUUUCAAAAUUGUCUCAAAUUUCACUCACCUAACGGCUCGUGAAAUUACGUAUAACAAUUUCGAAAUAUCACUCGUGAUAUUUAUGCCAAAUAUCACUACAAGUCAUGCUAUUACCUAUACGAAUAUCAAAUGUCAGAGUAUAUGUCGAACUUAUCAAUAAAAAUUUGGCUUUCAUGAGAAGUAAUAACCAAGACUUUUGUACAGUGUAAGUCUGUGUCAUGAUUGAAAAAAAUUUCAAUUUAUCCUCCAGCUUUUACCAUUGAUCCUGAUAAUUAUUACAGUGUAACUUUCUAAUAAAAUACAGUCGAUGCUCUCUUUGCCACCACUCUUGUUAGCGACCAGCUCUAGUUAGAAGCACCUUUGCAAAACUCCUGUCAGUGACGUUUCUGUUGCUUUCACCACCAUUGUUGCUAGAGCUCCCUAAAGGUUCCCUCCCGAGAACAUGGAGUAAAAUUACGUCAUGUUGUUUACAAAGUUUGAUUGGUUAGUUAUCUUUUCUUCUCGUUCCAAAUGUGGUAGUAGCAAAAAUGAAUAUUCAUCAGCUGUGGACCAAGCAAACAUAAUUGUGAGAGUUGCACGUUUCAACCCCUUAUGAGUUUCUGACGGCUUCAAAAUCGUCUGAUGUAGAUCAACUCAUUCUUGCAUAAUAUCAAUAUUAUAAUAUUUUUUGCAUAAUACUAGUCAUGUCUAUAUCAGAUAUAAAGACACUCGUUAAGCAUUAACUUCUUUUGUUUUUUCUUUACCAUGCGGUUGGUUACAAGAGCUCAUUCUUGUAAGUGACCAACUCUAGUUACAACCACUUUUUUGAAUUGUGGUCACUUACCAGAGCUUUGACUAUAGUAUUAUUGCUUUUUCAGUUAAUUCCACAUUAUCAUUGUAGAAGAAGGUGUGUUACUAAUAAUGAUAAAUAAUUAUUAAUAAUAAAUAAUAAAUUAUUAUUAACUCAAAGUAUUUUUAGUUGCUUAAAAUGAUUAUUUUGUGACUGUUACAGAUUCAAAAUCAACAGAAAAAGUGAGAUGACACUAAAUGUGACAUUAGCCUCUGACAGUGAUGGUUGGAAUAAAAUUGUUAAUGAACAGCUAGUGGUUGAAUUGGCCAAGGACAAACGACUUAAAGUAAGUGGAUUUGUCCCCCGUAAUACACAGGAACAGAAAGAUCAUGCAGAGAGUAUAAACAUCAAACUUGUGGAUGCCGAGGAUUUCUUUGGUUACCCAGCAAUUGAACUUUUGGCACAUCCUCCUGAUAGUCUUGAUAUUGAUAUUCUGUUGAUACAUUCAGUUGGGCCUGCUCUUGGACGGCAAGCACAAGUUAUAAAGAAACACAAGAAGUGCAAGUGGGCACAAGUUGUCCAUAUAGCUUGUGAGGAUGUUCAUGAAUUCUCAAAAAGUGCAGAUAAAAAUGAUCGUAAACUUCAGGCUGAGUUGUGUGGAAAGGCUGAUGUUAUCAUUGCUAUUGGUCCAAAGGUUGCUGAAGAAUGCAAACGUUUCCUACGCUGCUAUGGAAAGCAUGGAGAUGUCUUUGAGUUAACACCUGGAAUUAUUGAAAACCCUCAUAUUCGUCAAGUAUAUGAAGAUACAGGCACAUUUUAUGUUUUGUUCAGUGGCUCGUGGAUAUAUUUUGAAGCAAAGGGAGGGGACAUUGCUGCCCAAGCAAUCAAGUUCCUCAAUGCAUCAUCCUACCACUUGAUAGUUGCCCUAAGGCCUUGUGAGAGGGAGAAUGAGGAAAAGAUUAAGCAGGCCUUACAUGACGAGGGCAUUGACCAUCACCAAGUCAGCGUAAGAAUCUCUGAGAGUCAUCAAGACUGGUGGAAAUGGCUGUGUGAGGUAGAUCUGAUCAUUAAACCAUCAAGAGCUGAAGGAUUUGGAAUGAGUGGCCUUCUUGCUAUUUCAGCCAACCUUCCUGUUCUGAUCAGCACAUACAGUGGACUUGGUGUUGUUCUGAAGAAGAUGUCCUCUGGGAAAAAGCACGUGGUGGAAUCCAGAGAUCCACAGGUUUGGGCUGACAGAAUACGAGAGAUCAAAGAAAAAGGUAAAGAAACGCGCUGGAUGGAAGCUGAGGAGCUGAGAAAAGAAUAUAUGAUGCAAUUCAGUUGGAAGGAACAGUGCGAUCAAUUGGUGGAGAAAUUUUCUGGAAUGGUCCAGCAAGUUGAUGGUAUGUGAUGUAGAUUUGUUACUUAUUAUUUUUUUAUAUGCUAAAGCAAGGCUUUAAUUUUGGUGGCAGGACUACAAACUGUAUAGCAGAGAAGCACAUAGCUAUAAAAUUUGUUUUCCUAGUGGUAAUAAAAUUCUGUAGGUUGUUAUCAUUAGGGUAUGCACUUUAAACCUUACAAAAUAAUAAGAUUAUACCAACAAUCGUUUUUCUGCUGUCUGUUCAUUUUUUUCUUUGUCUAGUCUAUUUCCAUGAACAGGUUUACAAAUUAAAGGUAGUUAAGAGGAAGAGCAGGAAAAGGAAAAAUUGAAAAAGCAAAAGUGCAAUAGAAAUCUUCCCUUGUAUUUGCGUACUCUCUUCCUUUGAUUUUUCAUAUGCAUGUAUAAAUAAAGUUUAUGUUGUUGUUGUUGAAACUUGCAUACAAGGAACUCUGGGCUGACAUUUGGCCAGAAAAAGUUGUAUAUCAUUUUAUCUAAGUUCUAACAACUCCCUCUCAUGUUUGAGGGACCAUUUCUGCUUAUUGGCACAAAACAGAGGUUCUUAUUUUACGUCAUUGAAUUUUUCUCAAAUUAGUUUUUUAACAACUCUUACUGAGCAAUGACCUUCUUUUAGUUAAAGGGACUAAUCUAGCAAAUAUAUGCCCCCUUCCCUUUUACUUGCAUACUCCAGCACAAGAAUACCCAAAGAAAAGCUUUUUCCUCACUUACUUCUUACUUUAUUUACUGUCAAACUCACCUAGCAAAACUGAGAACACCUGAAAUAUUUUAGGAAUGUUUCUUCUGUUAUGGCCAAUCCCAGCAAAGGACAGUAAGCUAGCCACAAAGCCACACCCUAAUUAAUGCCACUUGUGGUUUAGUUUCGCCAUGCCUUAUUGGUCUUUUACUUGCAACACAAUAACAUUCCAGAAAUAUUUCUGGUGUUCACGGUCUCACUGGUUUCACAGCCAGCAUCAAUUUAGGAGAGCAGCUCAUUUCAGCUUUAAAAAUGUCUAACAAUACCAAUGAAUACGCUUCACGCUAUUGUUGAGAGGGUGCGGCGUGGUAGUUAUGGCAAAAGUUUUCUCUGUCUCAAUUUACUAUCAGUUCUCUGUCCAUAAUAACUCACCAAAAGUGAGUUUCAUUUUGUUAAAAGAUAAACGUACUGAGAAUUACCACCCUCUUUUGUUCCCCCUAUUUUGGUCAAACGUUCAGGCGCUUUGAGUUAAGGAAAUACGGUACUUAUUUACCUCUUUGUUGCUUAUGACUGUGUCAUAUUCUAAUCUUGCAGUUGAAGAUUCAAACCUUGAAAAAAAUGAAAAGGCAAGCCACCAGGAUGAGAGCCAGGCACUAAAGAGGCUGUCCACAAAAGUCAAGGAAAUACCUCUAACUGUGUUUUCCCAGGUCUGUGUGAAGUUGAACGUCAAACAAAUGGGUUUUAAUGACUUCAGAAUGCUUGCAGAGAAAGUUGGAUUAAAAAGGUAUGAGACAGAAAACAUAGAUCAAAGAUAUCAAAACCCCACUGAAGAAAUUGUGAACGUGUGGUCACAGAAGGGACAAGCAACAGUUGCAAAAUUGAUUGAGUGGUUGAAGGAGGAUAGUUUUCAAAGGAUUGAUGUAGUAGAAAUCCUUGAGGGCUGGGUCAAUGAAAGACCAUCGCAGUGA
Porites evermanni is the source of this 20643-nucleotide messenger RNA. The record is from the annotation of a GenBank genome assembly. NCBI's taxonomy places the organism in Eukaryota, Metazoa, Cnidaria, Anthozoa, Scleractinia, Poritidae.